AUGGCUUCUACUUCGCUUAAGCGUGAUCUCAGGCUAGUAUUCAAAGAGAUGUCACUUUUUGAUAAACUACUUCCUUUACUAAUCAUAUUAUCGGUUGUUGUAGGCGUAAUCAUAUCAGUGUAUGCACCACAAGCACAAUCAAUCUUUAACAACACUAAUAAUAACAAGUUAACUAGCGUUUCAAUACAACUUACCAUAGGUCUUAUAAUAAUGAUGAUACCACCAUUAUGUAAGAUCGAAUAUGAACAAUUAAUAACUACAACAAAAUCCAACAAUAAAAGAGGAUUAUAUCUUUUUGCUCAACAUUGGCGUGAAAUUGCUGUGUCUUUGGCGUUAAAUUGGAUUGUGGGACCUUUUCUAAUGUUUGGGUUGGCAUGGGCCACGCUAUUCAACGAAAAGGAGUACCGUACUGGGAUAAUUAUGAUAGGUAUGGCUCGAUGUAUUGCCAUGGUACUCAUUUGGAAUCAAUUAGCUUUAGGAUCGAAUGAUCUUUGUGCAAUAUUGGUUAUAAUCAAUAGUGUGCUACAAAUUGUAUUAUAUGCACCAUACCAAGUCUUAUUUUGUUAUAUAAUAACUGAUGAAUCAAUUGACUUUGCAAACAAUUUAAAUAUGAGUGAUUUGUUUGUGUUGGUGUUGAAAAAUAUUGGUGUAUUUUUGGGUAUUCCAUUAGCAUCAGGCAUUUCAAUUCGUACUAUAGCAUUGUUGACAAUUGGUGAGGGAAAAUUUAAUACUAAAGUUUUACCUUGGAUCAAUCCAUGGGCAUUAAUCGGGCUAUUGUAUACCAUAAUUAUUAUAUUCAUAUCGAAAGGUGAUUCAUUUUUACAUGAGAUCGGUGAAAGUCUCAAAUGUUUGAUUCCACUUUGUUUUUAUUUUUUGGUAAUGUGGCUUGGUACAUUUUUUGGAUUCAGGUAUUACUCGAAUUACAUUAAUUAUAAUAGAUUAGUAAAGGAACAUGAAAAAUCAGCAAUCGAAAUGAUGACACCCAACACAAGGGCAGUAGUAAUGACAGAAGAAGAAGAAGAGGGUGAUUCUAGUGAAUCCACCAAACUUCUUAUAAAAUGUGGAUGUGAGGAAAAAUUAUCUUGUCAUCAACUAGAACAGCAUCAUCAAGGUAAAUUACAAUGCAAUGCCAACUAUUCGUCAACAGUAACUCAAGCAUUUACUUCGAGUUCAAAUAAUUUUGAGUUGAGUUUGGCAAUUGCUAUAGCUUUGUAUGGGGAAGGAAGUAAACAAGUUAUUGCCGCUGUGUAUGGGCCAUUAUUGGAGGUACCUAUUCUAUUAUUGUUGACGGUUGUAGCAAGAUACUUUCGAGUCAAACUUGUCUGGGGCGAUGCUUAG
Lodderomyces orthopsilosis Co 90-125 is the source of this 1338-nucleotide messenger RNA. RefSeq names its product Arr3p (gene ARR3). Gene Ontology annotation, cellular component: plasma membrane. The record is from RefSeq and is a predicted model, not a curated record. Gene Ontology annotation, molecular function: antiporter activity; antimonite transmembrane transporter activity; arsenite transmembrane transporter activity. Bases 1 to 1338 code for a protein of 445 amino acids. Lineage: Eukaryota; Fungi; Ascomycota; Pichiomycetes; Serinales; Debaryomycetaceae. Gene Ontology annotation, biological process: antimonite transmembrane transport; arsenite transport. The transcript has a single exon.